AUGGAAACUAUUGAUUCGAAGCAAAAUAUUAAUAGGGAGUCUUUAUUGGAGGAAAGGAGAAAAAAAUUAGCAAAAUGGAAACAAAAAAAAGCACAAUUUGAUGCUCAGAAAGAGAAUCAAACUUCACGCAAUAACAUUGUUACUAACAGUUUAGGGGCUCAGCGGACUGCUGACAAGUUUACGGAAAGACAAGAACAAGUAAAAGAAAAGCUCCGGAAAAGAAAAAAUGAAUUUGGAAAGCCUGACGAGCGUAUGUCGGUUAAGCCCUCGAAGAAAAAGUCAAAGAGAAAUAAGGUGAGGGAGAAAAUAUCCUUCGAUUUUAGUGAUGACGAUGAUGCUAAAAUAGGACAUGCUUUUCGAUCGAAGGAGCACCUUCAGAAAGUAGCAGAACAUGAUGAUGAAAAAGAUCCACUUGAUGAGUUUAUGACAUCAUUAAAGGAGGGAGAGGUUAGUACUAUCAAAAGCACGUACGACAGAGGUGACAUUCUUGAUGUAGAGGAUCAACUAGUUGCACUUGAGGGAGCCGAUGACGAGAAUGUUGAGGAUAAUACGGAUAGUUCUAACAUAGCGAAAAUUGCUAAACUGAAAGCAAAAAAACGUGUAAAGCAAAUUUAUUACUCCCCAGAAGAGCUUGAACCAUUCCAAAAAAACUUUUAUAUAGAAUCUGAAACUAUUUCCUCAAUGACAGAGGUAGAAGUUGAGGAGCUCAGACUCAGUCUGGAUAAUAUCAAAAUAAAGGGAACAGGGUGCCCCAAACCAGUUACAAAGUGGUCACAAUUGGGACUCUCAACGGAUACUAUGAUUUUAAUUACAGAAAAGUUACGCUUUGGCUCCUUAACACCUAUUCAAUCUCAGGCGCUCCCCGCUAUCAUGUCAGGCCGUGAUGUCAUAGGAAUAUCGAAAACUGGCUCCGGUAAGACCAUCUCCUAUCUUUUACCGUUGCUAAGACAAGUUAAGGCUCAACGACCAUUGUCAAAGCACGAAACAGGACCGAUGGGUUUAGUUCUGGCCCCAACUAGAGAGCUAGCUUUACAAAUACAUGAAGAAGUCACUAAAUUUACAGGAGCAGAUGCAUCCAUUAGAUCCGUAUGCUGUACGGGUGGUUCUGAAAUGAAGAAGCAGAUCACUGAGCUUAAAAGAGGUGCUGAGAUUGUUGUUGCCACACCUGGUCGAUUUAUUGAUCUAUUAACUCUAAAUGAUGGGAAAUUACUCAGUACUAAAAGAAUAACGUUUGUAAUAAUGGACGAAGCAGACAGGUUGUUCGAUUUAGGUUUUGAACCUCAAAUCACCCAAAUCAUGAAAACUGUUCGACCGGAUAAGCAGUGCGUUCUAUUCAGUGCAACUUUUCCGAACAAACUACGCAGUUUUGCUGUAAGAGUUUUACAAUCUCCAAUAUCUAUUACGAUCAAUUCAAAGGGACUGGUAAACGAAAACGUGAAACAAAAGUUUAAGAUAUGCCAUUCAGAAGAUGAAAAAUUUGAUAAUCUAUUACAGCUUAUCCAUGGGCGCAGUGAAUUUGUUGACGAAGUUCAAACUGAAGUUGACGGAGAGUCAAGUGAUGUUGAGGAAGUUGAUGCUAAAGCCAUUAUAUUCGUAUCAAGUCAGCAGAUAUGUGACUUUAUUUCAAAAAAGCUGUUGAAUGCUGGAAUCGCGACUUGCACUAUUCAUGCAGGUAAGCCAUAUCAAGAAAGGCUUAUGAAUUUAGAGAAGUUCAAAAGAGAAAAGAACAGUAUUCUUCUCUGUACGGAGGUUCUUUCAAGAGGUUUAAAUGUUCCUGAAGUGUCAGUGGUUAUUAUUUAUAAUGCCGUAAAAACUUUUGCGCAAUAUGUUCAUACCACUGGAAGAACUGCCAGAGGAAGUCGCUCAGGCACUGCCAUUACGCUCCUGUUGCAUGAUGAAUUGUCAGGUGCUUAUAUAUUGAGCAAAUCCAUGCGUGACGAUGAAUUGAAAGCUUCAGAUCCUCUACAAGUAAAAGAACUUCACGAAAUGAGUGGCAAAUUUGAAUUCGGUAUGAAAAAGGGUAAGUUUAGGUUGUCGCAAGGGUUCGGCGGCAAAGGACUUGAGAAUAUUAAAAGUAAAAGAGAGGAAGCUCAAAAUACUGAUUUGGAACUAGAAAAAGGUGACAAGAAGAGCGAUGAACUGGAAAAGAAAAAUAACAAUCUUCGUGCAGAACAUGACAAUGAGCCUGAGUCAUCUGCACUAAUUCCGAAACUCAAGUAUGAAUUGUUCAAAGAGCCCACGACAGACGGGACACUUAUCUUUUACGCCAAGGUUCAUAUUAAUGAUUUGCCCCAAAUUGUGAGAUGGGAAGCGACAAAGAACACGACCUUAUUAUUUAUCAAGCACGAAACCGGAUGUAGUAUAACCAACAAGGGUAAAUUUUACCCUGAAGGAAAGGAGCCAAAGAAUGAAACCGAUGAGCCGAAACUUUACUUAUUGAUCGAAGGCCAAGAUGAGAAAGACAUACAAUUAAGUAUUGAGUUGCUGGAGCAAAAAGUCAAGGAGGGAGUUAUAAAGGCUGCAAGCUUGUCUCUGAAGAGUACGAAGUACUAA
This is a messenger RNA of Saccharomyces paradoxus, 2553 nucleotides long. It is a transcript of the gene PRP5, whose product is annotated as DEAD-box RNA helicase PRP5. Gene Ontology annotation, cellular component: nucleus. Gene Ontology annotation, molecular function: RNA helicase activity; nucleic acid binding; ATP binding. Bases 1 to 2553 code for a protein of 850 amino acids. The record is from RefSeq and is a predicted model, not a curated record. Gene Ontology annotation, biological process: mRNA splicing, via spliceosome. Lineage: Eukaryota; Fungi; Ascomycota; Saccharomycetes; Saccharomycetales; Saccharomycetaceae. The transcript has a single exon.